GGCGCUCGGACGGGAGGGGAAAAAGCACCGGGGCUUUUGAAAAAGUUUUAUCUUGCCUUUCAGACGCUACCGAACGCCGGUGCGCUCUUGUACGGUGCCGCGUGUUCUCUGGUGUCUCAUGCGAGCCAGUUCUUCAACAUAAGAUCUCGUGGACCGAUAUUGUUUAGUGGCCUUGAAAGGGAUAGGGAAUUAGCCUAAGCUCGUGAUGCGUUGCCGUUGAGGGCCCGAGGAAGAAAGGACCGAGGUGCAGCGCGGAGACUUGGACAGACACGCGUUGGAAAAGGGCGAAGAGGUCGCGAGGACACUCUUCAGGCUCCAGACAAGAUGAGGAACUAUGUUUUGGCUAAAAGGUGCUGGUUAAUUCUUUUGAUCGCCGGAGCUGGACUCGUGGAUGCUUUUGAGAAUGACGACUUGGUCUUUGACCAGGAGGGCAAGCAAUCUUUCGAUGAAUCCCCUCUCAUCGUGUCGCACGGAGUCCAGGAGUCCAUACUUCAUAGAAUAAAAAGGGGUUUCUUUGACUUCUUCGUCCCUAAAACAUCGACAACAAGAAUUCCGACCACCACCACCGAGGCGCUGAUAGACCAAAACGAGGAGAUUACGGAGUACGAGAAUGAAAAUGCGGCGCCAGUCGAGGCCGACAACAACGAAAAACCUCGUGCAUCCAGCGUCAAAAAGUUGUCCAACUUCGAGAGGUUGGCUCGCGACAGCGGAGAGAAAACCGAAGAAACUGACGAGCGUGACAAUGAAAUUGGAAACGUCGCCGAGGCUAGGAGAGAACCACCAAAGUUUGGGAACACCGACGACGAGGACUUGGCUGGCUCUGGAGAGGUCGAAGGUAGUGCCACUUAUGGACGUCAACCCGAGCCUGGAAAAGAAGGAGGAAGAUAUUACAGGAUAACCUUGACAGUCGGUGAACCGUACGUAGCCGAGUACGCGGACAGAAAUAGUCAACAAUACAAGGAACUGAGUGGCAAUCUUACGGAGGCCCUAGAAGAUUUGUACAACCGUAACAUUCCCAGUGAGAGACAUCACGCCAAUGUCGUGAAGAUAUCACCGACGUCAAGCGACGUGUUCACGUCAUUAGUUACUGUGGACAUUGGCUCUUCGUUCACGGAUGAGCUGGAGGUGAAGAACAUCCUCGAGAAACAGCUGCAGUAUCAUUCUUUGGGCAACAUCAACGUCAAUCAGAAGGAAUUUACAUUCAGAGUAUUCCAAGCUGGAGCAGAAGAAGAUGAACAAGAGUGCGACGCGUCUACCGAAUUGAUCUGUAGAAAUGGCGCAUGUGUGCCAUUAGAAUCCAGGUGUGACGGGAUUUCCCAGUGCACGGACGGCUCUGACGAGGAUAACUGUCCUGUGGUAACAACAGCACCCGAGCAGGAGACCAAAUACCCGACAUUCGCUCCGUACGAUGAAUCGCCCACAGAAGAGACAGCAAGCACAGAAGGUACCGGCAAUGAUUACGAUGAUAGUACGUUGAGAUCACCGUCGAACAAGUGUCGUGCCGACGAUACGGUGCGCUGUCACGAUGGAAGUCGUUACAUUUGUUCUGUACAACAAUGUGACGGCAUGCCAGACUGCGACGACGGAGGUGACGAAGUUGGCUGUCCUCAUCCAGGCUGCAACGCUGGAGAAUUCGCCUGCGACGUUUCCAGAUGCAUCUUGGAAUCCCAACGUUGUAACUACAUCGAGGAAUGUCAAGAUGGAACCGACGAGCAUAACUGCAACUAUCCUGCUUGCACCUCGACACAAUUCAGAUGCAAAAACGGCGAGUGCAUCGACAGUAGCGACCACUGCAAUGGCAUCCGGAACUGCCAUGAUGGUUCCGACGAACUCAACUGCCCAUGCGCGGAAGAUGAAUUCGAAUGCACGCCAAGGUACUGCGUGACCCAGACGAAACGCUGCGACGGUGUCAUGGAUUGCUCCAAUGGCAAGGAUGAAGAGAAUUGUUCAGAAAUGACGCGAUGUCGACCAGACGAAUUCGAGUGCGUCAGCAACGGAGAUUGCGUCAGUCGGAGCGCGAGAUGCAACGGACGAUCGGACUGCUUGGAUCGUUCCGAUGAAUUCAAUUGCAGUGUGACCACAUGCAGCGGAGAUCAGUUCCGUUGUUUGGACGGGACCUGUCUCAGCAUCGACAAGAGGUGCAAUCAGGUCAUCGACUGUCGCAACGGAGAAGACGAGAAUCAAUGCGGUUGCGGAAAAGCAGAGUUUCGCUGUGCGGAUGGUCGGUGCAUCGGUUACGAGUUCCAGUGCAACGGCGUGGAGGAGUGCUCUGAUGGCUCUGACGAGAGGGACUGCGAAAAAAGUCAGUGGCUGAACGUGUACAAUGAUGAACGCAUAAGAUCCUACGCGAAGAGGUUUAAGACCUUGCUCGAUCUUAAAAAAUGUGAAAAGGAAGAGAAGGACUGCGAAGUGUCAAGUAUGAAACAGGGCCUGGUUAGCGAUGCGAAACCGAAAAGAAAGAAGCAACAAGAUGGAAUCUCUAGAAAUAGGAUUAAUCAUGACGAUAAUUCACACCCAAGAGCUGUUGGUAGAAGACUCCAGCAUUAUGUUCAAAAUGACAAUGUGAUCGCCAACCCCGUUGAUGCAGCUUUUCCUGAAUUGUCAGAAUCUAAGUCGAAGAUAUCAGAUAUGUUAUCAGGAACGAUUCUACAAAAAUUGAUUAAUCGAGAAAACGAGGGGCCCUCAUUGAAUAAAGUUGAUAAGAAGCCUGACAAUUUUGGCCGUUUCUUUAGGAAGCCAAGAAAUUCCACCAAAGAGAAUACGAAGAACCCAACAAAGAUGAGGAAGAAGUCGAAAAAGCACUUGAAGAAAAAAAAUCGGAAGAAUAAUACAAAUCCACGUGUGCUCGUUCAGGAUUCUAAGGACAAGGUUGGCACGAAUCCUGAAGCUCUAGUAGCCCCUGCAUCGACGACGAUAAUGGUUGAUCUUCGUGUUCCUGAAAUAGAGACGUCUGUAACAAAACACGGUUCACGUUUCAGCGAUUACUUUGAAAAUCAUCUAAAUAAUCUGAUAAAAAAAAUUUAUACGUCUACAACACCCAACUUGUUGUCAUCUUCGGAGAGUGAAAUUUUUCACGGAGAAAGAAAUACUUUUAAAGCCAUAGAAGAUACCAAGGAGUCGGAUCUAACGGUAGAUGCGGAUAAACAAUCAAAGAACGUGACAGGAACUGUGAAGGCUAUCGCAGAGAAAUUGGUAGCCAGAACAGAUGAAUAUGAUGCUGAAAUGAUAAAUCAAGUCAACGGCAUAAAACCAAUGACAGAAGAAGACAAGUAUAAUUCUUUAGAUCUAUUUAAAAGUACUAACUCUGUCGAAGAAAAUGCAACUCAGCAUUCGAAUUCUUCAUCUAAAGAAGAGGAUCUCGACGAACGUUUCAAAAGCAGCUCCGCAUUCGCAGAGGUAGCUACCACGAGAAAUUUAGAAGAAGAAACUAGCUUCAAAGACUCUGCCGAAGAGUUAACGACCAAACGGUCCUCUCAGGAAGACGACGACGACAAUAAUUUAACAACCGUCAUUGAAAAAGAGUUUACCAAAUUCACUUCAAAGGAAGAAGACGUUUCAGAUACGCCAAACGCUAGAUUACUUGAAAAAGAUGACGAAGAUUUGAAAAUCAUUUCUGAGGAUAGAACAUCGGAAGCUGAAGUGCCAUUUCUGACAGAGGAAACUCUACACGAUGCCGAAACGGAAGACAUCUAUGGCUAUAAGGCGAAGAAACAUGGCAGCCUCGCCAAAUAUUUCCACAAGUACUUGAAGGGAAGCGUUACCCCUUCGUUCGCAUCUUCCACCUCUUCAGUAAUAGAUAACGCGGAUGCCAACUUGCCCGUCAACCUGGAAAGCGGCCUGUUCGAGUCUAACUCGUGGAACAAUGUCGAAGUGAACCUACAGAGCACAGGCAGACUCUCUAACGAGCUUCCUAGGAAUUCAUCCCUCUCAACCCAGCGGACCUUCAAGAACAACGUUGACACGUGCACUUCCAAAUGCAGAGAAUACUGGAGGAAAACAUUCGGGCUCGAAAAGACCAAGUCACGAGCAGAUAUAGAUGAGAACCUGAACAACAAGGAGAACGUAGAUUCAGGAUUGAUCAGCUCCGAGGGAACAGCUACGAUGGACCCUGAAGAACAUAACUGCACGGAUGGCAUAUUCGACAUCCCAGACUCGGAAGAGAUAUUCAAUUUCACUUCGAUAAAAGACAAAGACACGGACUGGAAGACUAGCCAUUCGGUAACCACAGCAACAGAGUCUACAAAUUUGGUAGAAGUCUUCGUUGACCUCACCACGAGGAAGCCCAGGACUGACAAGAAGAAACCGAGACACGGCAAGAAGAGAAAAAACGAUAAAUCUAAAAAUAAGAAGAAAGGAAAGAAGAGUGGACAAAGAGAUCGGACAAAGGAGUCCACUACAUCUGGACAACGCGAAACAACUAGUAGCUUUGAUCAGAGCUGGAACAGUCCCACGUGGACACUCUUUGCAGGAAUCACUUCUUUUGAAGUAACCUCUCCCUCUUCGGAAGAACCUACCAAGGAGUUUUUAUCCAAGGAGACUGUGGACCGUGAAGAGAAUCAAACGUUAGAGAUAACGGUAUCCACUGAUCUCUUUGGCGCCGAGGACUCCCCGGCAACUAAGAAGAAGGGAGGCAAGACUACGGAGAGUAGCUGGUGGGACCUGGGAUUUUUCUCGAAUCAAAACUCUGAAGAGGACUCGAAGAACUCUAAAGAGAACGUCACCGAAGAGCCAACCGUUGAUCUUACUAUGACUUCUACCAUAACGUCUAUCAGUGGUUCCGAAGAAGUGCUCGAAAGGAACUCUUCCAUCUCUGAAGAGUUCACCUGCAAUGACGACCAGUUCCAGUGCGAUGGAAACGUCUGCAUCGCUGAGGACAGAUUGUGCGAUGCACACGUGGACUGCGUAGACGCCAGUGACGAGACUAAUUGCUACUAUAUUCCGACGAUAGAUCACAGUCGUAGAAACCAAAGCGAGACCAAAAGCCAUCCUGCGAGCUGUGGAACAUACGAGUUCAUCUGUGAUGGAAGUUGCAUCAGCGCCAUUUACUCCUGCGAUGGUUUCGCUGAUUGCCAGGAUGGAGCUGACGAAGCAGAAUGCGGAGACACAGAACGGAAAUGCACACCCACCCAGUUCAAAUGCCUCACCGGGAACAAGUGCAUCGAGGGUGUCUACAGAUGCGACGGCCACGCGGACUGCCCAGAUCACAGCGACGAGGAUUGCGCAAACGAAACCAUUACACACAUCACUGAGCCUACCAACCAGUCCUGGACAGGCUGGUCGAGCCAGAGACCGAGGGAAUGCGAUCCGAGCAGGGAAAUGCGUUGCAACGACGGCAUGUGCGUUCAACUGCGACGCAAAUGCGACAAUAUCUUCGAUUGUAUCGAUGGCAGCGACGAACUUGGUUGUGGGGUCUGCACGCCGGCCGAAUGGAAAUGCGCCAGUGGUGAAUGUAUACCGGAAAACGAGAGAUGCGACGACACGUUCCACUGCGCAGACGGAUCUGACGAGACUGGAUGUGCGAACGAAUGUCCGGCUGGAAUGUUUCGAUGCAACGACGGAUUGUGUCUCGACAGUAAGAGACGUUGCGACGGUCGGCCGCAUUGUACGGACGGCUCGGAUGAGAUCAAUUGCCAGUGUCCAGAGGGUCAACAACCAUGCGACAAUGGAGUAUGUAUCAACAGUAACUUCUUCUGCGACAAUAAUGUCGAUUGCCACGAUGGCAGCGACGAACGUGACUGCCCGGAAACGGGAGAAACCAAUCCAGUUCAUUAUCCAGCAAGUUGCCGCCACGAUGAGUUCAUGUGUCGCGAUAGAAGUUGCAUUCCCCGGUAUGCUGUGUGCGAUGGCAGGAGGGACUGUCCCCACGAGGACGACGAGAUGAACUGCGAUAGAGGAUGUGGAAAAGAUCAAUUUCAAUGCGCAAAUGGAAAUUGCAUCAAAGCUGACCAGAAGUGUAACGGUUUUAUAGAGUGUGCUGAUGGAUCUGAUGAGUCUGAAGGAUGUGAUUCUCAUCCGACGUCUGGACUUUGUCCAACUGGUUACAUCGUGUGCACUACUGACAGAAACUGCGUCCCACAGUCCUCCAUCUGCAAUGGAGUUCCAGAAUGUAGGGACGGAUCAGACGAAAAAGAUUGCGAUUCAUCCGGAGAGUCAUCUUACCUCAAUCUCAAGACAUAUCCCAGCGAACAAGUAAUUAAAGAAAGUCGUGAAGUUGUUUUCCAAUGCCGAGACGAGGGUCCAAUUCGAGCCAGGGUACGCUGGCUUCGUGGUAACAAUCGACCCCUGCCUCCUAACAGUCGAGACAUCAAUGGACGUCUGGAAAUCCCAAACAUUCAGCUCGAACACGCUGGGCCCUACAUUUGCGAAGCUGUGGGCCAACCACCGUCCAUUCCGGGUCAGCAAGUGACGGUCCAUCUCAGCGUAGAAAAGUUCGAACCACCCGCAACCAACAGACCCCAUGUGUGCCAGUACGACGAAGCCACUUGCAGCAAUGGCGACUGUAUCCCUAAGUCGUACGUCUGCAACGGCAGACUGGACUGCACCGAUGGAUCCGACGAAAUGCGAUGCAGUAUCCAUGGUUGCGAGCCAAACGAGUUUCGCUGCAACAACACGCAAUGCGUGGGUAAAUUGUGGCGCUGCGACGGGGACAUGGACUGCGCUGACGGUAGCGACGAAGAACACUGUGCUCCCAGCAGGCCGGGAUCCCUCUGUGAAUUCACGGAAUACGCGUGUGCCAGUGGCCAGUGCAUACCGAAAAGCUACCACUGCGACAGGGAGAGGGAUUGCAUGGACGGUACCGACGAGAUAGGAUGUUCCCCGGUUUACAUAGUGAAGCCACCCCCACCGAUGAUUACUCUGGAACGAGGAGAAACCUUAGUGAUCGUCUGUACGGCAAUCGGCGUCCCGACACCAGAGAUUAACUGGCGCCUGAACUGGGGUCACAUCCCUCCAAAGUGUACCAUGACUUCGGUGAACGGGACAGGUACCCUUACGUGUCCCGACAUCCAAACUGAAGAUCAGGGAGCGUACUCUUGCGAGGGACUGAACAACGAUGGUUUCGUGUUCGCGGUACCCGACGCCAUUGUGAUGGUGAACAGACCCGGAGAUAUCUGUCCCAAAGGGAUGUUCAACUCUGAGGCGAGAACUCUGGACGAAUGUAUCUCCUGCUUCUGUUUCGGUGUGGCGACCGAAUGUCACAGCGCGAACCUCUUCACCUAUCAGAUACCGCCGCCCCUCGAUCGCCAUAAGGUCGUAAAUAUUGACCUAUACCCAAUCUUACGAGUUACCGGUGAUGUUAACACCCAAGCCUUGGAGGUGACAGCAUUAGGUAGAGAUAGCGUUCAGCUAUACGCGUCAAACUCGAUAGAACUAAGCAGAGACAGAGACAGGUCCGGUGAAAAUGUUCCGUACUUCGCGUUACCCGAGCACUAUCACGGCAGUCAGUUAAAGUCUUACGGAGGCUACUUAAAGUACAAGGUGCGUUACAAUGGCACUGGCACACCAAAUUCGGCACCAUCGGUCGUCAUGAGCGGGAAUAAUUACGUACUAGUACACAGGGACAGGCAGUCCCCACCAAACUACGACACCGAGAGGUCUGUCAGGUUCUUUCAGGGUGAAUGGUACAAACAAGAUGGACGGGACGAGGUGCCAGCUACCAGGGAGGACAUUAUGAUGACGCUUGCGCGAGUGGACAACAUUUUGAUCAAGGCGCAGUAUGACGAUUCGCCGUACUUGGACGUCCAAAUCUCAAAUAUUGUAAUGGAUACCGCCGAUGCGAGGAACACUGGGCUAGGGUCUGCGUCGUACGUGGAGGAAUGCCGUUGUCCCUCCGGAUAUUCUGGCCUGUCGUGUGAGCAGUGCGCCCCAGGAUAUCUGAGACGUAAAUCCGGCCCGUGGCUUGGUCAGUGUUACCGAGACGAACAACCUUGUCCUCCAGGAUAUUACGGAGAUCCAUCGAGGAACAUUCCUUGCCAAGUUUGCCCUUGCCCACUCACCAAUCCAUCCAAUCAAUUUGCCCGUACUUGUCACCUUGGAUCAGAUGGCACGCCGACCUGCGACUGUCCUCCCGGAUAUGUUGGACACAGAUGCGAACGAUGCGACUCUGGAUACCAAGGCAACCCUCUUAUCCCAGGGGAUAUGUGUGUCCCUGCACGACAAUGCGAUCCUGAUGGUAGUCUCAGCGAAGUCGCCGAUCCAAUUACCGGACAGUGUCGAUGCAAGCACUAUACGACGGGGCUCACUUGCAACCAAUGUAAGGCAAACACGUUCAAUCUAGCCUCGAAAAACCAAUACGGCUGCAUCAGUUGUUUCUGCAUGGGCAUUAGCGAUCGAUGCGUGUCGUCUAAUUGGUACAGGAACGAUAUACGAGUCUCCUUCACAAACUCCAUCCGAGAUUUCUCCCUUAUCGAGUCAAAGAUUCCAGAUGCGCUGCCUAUUACAGAAGGCAUUCGUCUGGAUACAGUCAGUCGAGAAAUCGUUUUCAGUAAUUUUCCGAACCGCGGAAACAACGAUGUUUACUACUGGCAACUGCCUUCCAUCUUCCUAGGUAAUCGGAUCACUUCUUACGGCGGAGAUCUGAAAUACACGGUGCGCUACGUGCCGGCGCCAGGUGGUCAAAGUUCUAGAAAUAAUGCUGCCGAUGUCGAAUUGAUCAGUGCCAACAACAUCAAUUUGUUGUACUUCUCGCGGGAGUCUCCUGAACCAAACACACCACAAACUUUCACAGUUCCUCUAUUAGAACAAUUCUGGCAGCGCACCGAUGGAACACAAGCUGAUAGAGAGCAUAUGCUAAUGGCCUUAGCCGAUGUGAGCGCGAUUAGGAUAAAAGCUACUUACACGACUCACACUAAUGAAGCCGCGUUGUCCUUGGUGUUCCUAGACACGGCUGACAAGUAUAACACAGGAAGAACUCGAGCAGUUGAGGUGGAGGAAUGCACCUGUCCGAUUGGUUACAAAGGGCUUUCCUGCGAGGAUUGCGACGUUGGGUACACCAGAUCCGACCAAGGUGUCUAUUUAGGCGGUUGUGAACCUUGCAACUGCAAUGGACACUCUAGACAAUGCAAUCCUGACACUGGAAUUUGCGAGAAUUGUGAACAUCACACUACUGGGGAGUUUUGCGACGUCUGUGAGCCAGGGUACGAGGGUGACGCGACACGAGGAACCCCGUACGAUUGCGUAUUCAGAAGACGUAAUCCAACUCACUGCAAUUGCAACGAAGCUGGAUCGCGCAGUAGCACAUGCGUCGCUAACCGAUGCGACUGCAAGCGUAACGUGGAGGGUCCCGAGUGUAACCGAUGUCGGCCAUCCACCUUUGGAUUAUCCGCAAACAACCCUGAUGGCUGCAGCGAGUGUUAUUGCAGCGGUGUUACCGACCAAUGCCACGAAAGCUCGCUUUACGUGCAACAAAUACCAGUGCUAAUCUACGACGCCAAGCACGGAUUCACUCUCACCGAUUCGACAAGACAAGAGGUGAUCGACGAGGGCUUCGAGCUGAACAUCGCCAUGAACGAGAUCGGCUACCGUUACCCGGACAGUCGAGGCCGUAGGUUGUUCUGGUCCCUGCCACCUGUAUUCACUGGCAAUAAGGUUAAAAGCUACGGUGGCAAUCUGAUCCUGACCCAGCACAUCACCGCACACCCUGGUGCUCAAAGUUAUAAAGACCAAGACAUCAUUCUAGUUGGAAACGGGAUUACUUUAUUCUGGACAAACCCUGUGGAAAUCCAACCGAAUAUACCCUUGACGUACACGGUACCACUGAGAGAAUCAGAAUGGAGACGUCUAACCAUGGAAGGGCCACGUGUCGCCUCUCACGUCGACAUUAUGACCGUGCUUUCCAAUCUUGAAGCAAUUCUAGUACGUGCCUCUCACAGCGAAAGGAUGGCAGCCACCUACAUCAGCGAUAUUAGCCUCGAUACAGCGGUUGAACACGCAACUGGAAACAGACGAGCUGUCCAAGUAGAGGUUUGCCGUUGUCCGAUGGGCUACGUGGGCACAUCUUGCGAAUCUUGCGCUCGAGGCUAUUACAGAGACACCAACAAUCGCUCUAUCAGCUACCUAGGCUCUUGCAUUCAGUGUCCCUGCAACGGGAACGAAGAGAGCUGCGACAUUUCCAGAACUGGUCAAGUAAAAUGCCAUUGUCAGGAAGGAUACACCGGACAGUAUUGUCAACAAACCGGUGAAGUGAUGGUAAGUCUAACACCGAUGAAGAUCAAAGUAAAACCAUACACGUGGACACCGUUCACGUGCAGUUACGAGUCCUUGGAUCCAUUGUAUAUCUAUUUUAAUCUAUCGCCGUUCCGGGGUGCGCCCCUAACCGCACAUAGCACCAGACCUAAUCCAAUCGUCAAGACCGAGAAAGGAGCCUCGCGAACCUGUCACGUAUACGUGCAGCUAGAACCCUGCGACGUGGAAUGCUACAUCCAGGAUUAUAACAAAAAAGAGCUGAUCAAAGUCGUGACGUCGAUUACACCAGAGGAUCCUUCUGAGACGACGACCAUCGCACCGAACCCCAACGUAUAUCCGCCAAAGAUUCUGGUACACAUCAAGGGACCAGAGCUCGAGAUCGUUAAAACAGGAACCACCGUUAGAUACCAUUGUUCCGGCAGAGCUUUGGAUGACGGACCCUUGCACGUCAAAUGGGAGAAACUUGGUGGCCAGUUACCCCCUGGACGUAGCGUAGACGAUAACCUUGGCUUAUUGAUCAUCCGGGACGUGAAAGUGUCGGACAGUGGCAUCUACGUUUGUCAAGUUAGCGAUGGUGUACACGUCGCAUUCAAGAAUGUUACUCUUACCGUUGGAGGUUCGAACCCAGUCUCGCCUAGAGCCAUCGUUGCGCCAACAUCAUUGCAAGUAGUCGAAGGAGAGCCUGCAGAGUUCCGUUGCGAGGCUAGUGGAAAUCCCCCACCUCAAGUAGAGUGGAUCCGCGUCCAUGGUGCCAUGAAUCCUGAAGUGGUAAUCCAUGACGGAGUUUGGUUUCUGCAGAGGGUGACGAAGAAUGACGCCGCAGAGUACAGGUGCCUGGCUAGGAACAACGUCGGCGUGGAUGAACAGAUAGUUAUCCUUUAUGUUAGAGAAUAUCCCCCGCCACGAGUCGGAUUACCGCCAACCAUAACGCCGCUGGAAUGGACCGGCAAAAUUGGAGAAGUCAUCAGAAUAACGUGCACCCCGUCGGAUGUCGCAAACGUCACUUGGACCAGAGAUGCAAACUUGCCUCUGCCUCGCACGGCCAAUCAACGCGACGGAGUGCUCACAAUCAUGAAUCCAACUCUGUACGACUCUGGCAUCUACGUGUGCACGGCCAUCAGUUACCUCGGGAGCCAAACAAACAGCACCAUUACCAUAACCGUGCUACCUCAUAGAGUACCGGCUUCUGUCAGAGUCAAGCCUGAGAUGCAAACCGUUCCACAAGGCAACACAGCCGAGGUGCGAUGCGUCACCGGCGGGGAACCAGGUGAACAGAUAACAUGGAGCAAGCAUCAUCAGCAACUGAAUCCCAACGCGCAAAACAUAGGCGACACCCUAAGGAUCGUCAACGUCCAGGUCUCCGAUCGUGGGGUGUACAUUUGCCACGUGACCGGGCCAAACGGCAACCACGAAGCUAGUGCUGUCAUCGAAGUUGAACCUCGGGAAGCCCCCCGUCUGGAACUGUAUCCCAAAGACACUCAGACUGUUAGACUGGGUGGGUCAGCGGAUAUACAGUGUCGAGCGAUUGCUGGCAUACCAGUGCCGGAACUACGUUGGUACCGCCAAGAUGGCAGACCGUUCCUUCAUAACAUUAGACAGCUACCUGGUGGAAUCCUCACGCUUUCCAACAUCACGAUCGACGACGGUGGUGCCUACGUCUGUUCCGCGAUGAACUCGGUUGGCUCCGACUCGGCAGUGGCUUACAUAGACGUCCAAUCCGUACCUGUGAUCACCGUUUCACCCUCAUCCGGGAUUCUGAACGUGAAACGAGGCGAUAGAGUGCAACUGACCUGCAGCGCAAACGGAAUUCCACAGCCCAACGUCGAGUGGACGAAACACGUGGAUGGAAUUCGAGAAUCGUAUAGUCCGGUGUUCAGACAGGACAAUGGUACUCCUCGCACCGCUGUCUACGAGAUAUACUCUGUCUCUGAUCACGACGAAGGGUCAUACACUUGUCACGCGAUGAACGCUGCAGGAGUGGUUGAAGAACGCGUCCACAUACGCAUAGACGAUGACAACGAAGUCUAUCCGCCAUGCAGAGGCGAUGUCCCGUGCACUGAAGACAACCGACCCACGCAUACCGAUCACGAUAGUCACCGUGUUCCUGUCGGACCACCUCAGGACUACUUCAGGAUACCCACUGGCGGCAAGGUGGAGAUGCGUUGUCAAGCCCUUGCGUCGGACGGUAAUCAUAUUCUAUUGGAUUGGAAGAGGAGUGAUCAUCUUCCAUUGCCAAAAGGCAGCACGGUUCACAACGGUAUACUGAACAUUCCCGACGUGGACAAAAGUGCCGCUGGAGAAUACGUUUGCCUGGGCAUGGAUCACGCUGGAACUAUCCUGUUCAAAGCCAAGUCCCAUCUUGAAGUAUUGUCUCUGCCCAGAAUUGUGUUGAAACCACCUCGACAGACGGUUGGUCCCGGUGAGAAUCCCUCGAUCCGUUGCAGUGCCACUGGAGACGAACCAAUGACCAUUGAAUGGGAAGCCAUAGGACGUAGUCUUCCAUACAGCGUUUCCCAUGAUCGUGGCAUCUUGCAGUUCCAUGGGAUCACUUACUCCGACGCUGGGAAGUACGUCUGUAAGGCGACAAACGAUGCAGGAACCGCUGAAGCUGUGGCGGAGGUCCUAGUGAACGAACACUCGUACGAGGACAUGAUCGUUCGAGCUGACCAAAGAGACGUGGUUACUUAUGUUGGUCAACCUGUACGUUUGCGAUGCAUUGUGCGAGAACGAACAACGAUACAUUGGAGUAGAGAAGGACUACCACUGCCCUCGUAUGCCAGAAUAGAGGACGAUUAUCUUGAGUUGCCACGCGUCAGGCCUGAUGACAGUGGAAGAUACACCUGUCAGAUCCAAACCGCUCACGGAGUAUCCAGCGAUUAUAUAAAUCUAAACGUCUCACUAGUUAAUUUGUCCCCGGAUUGCACUCGAGCGAAUCAAACCCAGUGCGGUCAAAGAAAGUGUAUAUGCGGCGUUCAAGGAUGCGUCCUCAUGGAUUACUCUUGCUUCGUCGAUAUUCAGUACUUCAAUGGUAAUACCGACUACUCCAACGACAUCCCGCAAAGUCGACACUAUCUUCAGCAACGACGUGCAACCGUCAUGCAACCUGCGGUCAGCGUAGAAGUAUCUCAGGAUCCUGUUAACAUCGGGGAUACUAUUGAUAUCCGUUGCGCCUGCACUGGCACUCGCAAUCCUCGCUACCAUUGGUCCAGACCGAACCAUCCCAGCUUACCACCGAAUUCUCAAGAGUACGAAAAUGUUUUGAGACUGACUAGCGUCACCGUGGAUGACAGUGGAUACUACAGGUGCACAGCAGAGACAUCGGAGGGCAUCUUCGAAAGAGACUUCAAUCUUGUUGUUCACGGUAAGAUUAAAGGUGGACACAACGAUGCACCAGCAAUUGAAACCAAGUACGCACCCUAUGGAUCCAGCGUGGAGAUGAAUUGCCGUCCUAAUCUCGAUUCACCCGACAAAUUUCAAUGGAGCAAGCUUGGAGGUCUUCUGCCACGCGAUGCCCACACCUUUGAGAGUAAAUUGAAUCUGACCAACGUGAAGGCUGAGGAUGCAGGAACAUACAUCUGCACGGUGAACAAUGAUCACGAGAGUAUCGAAAUACCCACUGUGUUAGUAGUGACAGGAGUAGUCCCGUAUUUCAGCCAAGCACCUGAGAGUUUCAUCGCUUUGCCACCUCUCCCAGACUGUUACUUGAAGUUUAACAUCGAGGUGUCAUUCAAGCCUGAAAGUUACGACGGUAUCAUCUUGUAUAACGACGAGGGGAACCGUGGAGAUGGCGACUUCAUCAUGCUCUCACUGAUGAGAGGAUAUCCACAGUUUAGUUUUAAUCUCGGUUCUGGACCAACUGUUAUCCAAGCGGAUAAGCCGGUAUCUCUGAGCGAAUGGCACACAGUGAAGCUUCAGCGUGACAGAAAAGAAGGGACGAUGUUAGUCGACGGGGAAGGUCCUUACAAGGGGACAGCUACCGGCAGGAAGCAAGGAUUGGAUCUGAAGGAGCUGAUGUUUGUGGGGGGAGUCCCCAAUUACAAUAUAAUCAACAAAAAUGCAGAAAUGACCACUGGUUUCGUUGGUUGCAUUAGUAGACUUGUUAUCGGUGAGAAGGAGGUGGAUUUGAACGGUAACCAGGCAGACAGCAUUGGAAUAACGAACUGCGAGACAUGUGCUGAGAAUCCAUGCAACAAUGGCGGUGUCUGCCAAGAGGCUGCUACUAAAAAUGGAUACACCUGUCUUUGUCGAGCCGAUUACAGCGGAAAACACUGUGACAACGUCGGUCAAUCCUGCUUCCCAGGCGCGUGCGGAGAAGGUAAUUGCGUGGACAAAGAAACUGGAUUUGAGUGCUAUUGUCCUUAUGGUAAAACGGGACAACGGUGCGAGAAAUCCAUGAAGAUCUACGAGCCAGCUUUCCAUGACGAUAAGUCUUUCAUCGCUCAUAACACACCCAAAGCCCUUAGACGGACGAGAAUGAGCACUACACACAAUCGAUUACAAUCACGCAACGCACAAGUUAGAUCAAGGCCACAUCAUCACAACAAUCUGCACCACACGAAACAUUAGUCUCUUCACCAAAUUGAUGCACAUAUAGGAAAAAAAGUCAUUCAAAUAUUUGAUCGAUUCUAGGAACAAAUCAAAUUUUUCGUAUAACUGCUAUUUAUAGUUGUCAGUCAGCAUUAUAUACAUAUAUAUUAUUAUAUUUUUUUUAUGAGAAUUUUAUUUACAUUAGAUGUUUUUCUCUUCGCCUUGUACGUGUCGUAGAUCUUGUGGAUGUCAAGCCUGUAAUGAGUAGUUCCUUGAAAUGAACUUCAUGGUGCUGUAAUAUUAGAUUAUCAAUUGAUUUACUUAUUAUACUUGUUAUAUUUCAACCCUUUGCAAUGUCUAAUCAUUUUUUAAUGGAAACUUGUCUUUUAGGAAGAAUUCGAUAUUCUUUUCUAUCUUUCUCUGCGAGACUUCUUUUUAUACUGUCAUGAAUAUAAAUUCGUUGCUUUUAAGGCUGCAGAGGGUCUUUUUGUACAGCUUCUUAAAUAAUACAUUUAACGCAUUGUGUUAGUCAUUUUACUUAUUAUUAUUAGAGAUAAGGCAUUAAUUAGGUCAAUGCCAAAUGAAUUGCAUUCAACAGUCGUCUGAAGACUUGAAUAAACUGCCAAGGUUGUGGCAUUAUGUAUGACUCGCAUAAACACACAAACACAGUGGCAUGUGUAAAAUGUUUGUACUUAUUUGUAAGAACCCGUGUGUACCUCCCGAGUGUUCCAGGUCUGUAAUGACCUUUAAUGUAUUCGACGGGCUUCAAGAAAUGCUAUAAGUAUAAAUAUAACUUGAGAUGCAAAUAAACAUUGUUUUAACAGGAA
This is a messenger RNA of Hylaeus volcanicus, 15536 nucleotides long. It is a transcript of the gene trol, whose product is annotated as basement membrane-specific heparan sulfate proteoglycan core protein-like. Gene Ontology annotation, molecular function: protein binding. Gene Ontology annotation, cellular component: plasma membrane. NCBI's taxonomy places the organism in Eukaryota, Metazoa, Arthropoda, Insecta, Hymenoptera, Colletidae. The record is from RefSeq and is a predicted model, not a curated record. Bases 325 to 14748 code for a protein of 4807 amino acids. The transcript is spliced from 55 exons.